Molecule: messenger RNA, 3235 nt
Organism: Asterias rubens (European starfish)
Lineage: Eukaryota; Metazoa; Echinodermata; Asteroidea; Forcipulatida; Asteriidae
Product: G protein-coupled receptor kinase 5-like
Exons: 17
Coding region: 353-2062 (569 amino acids)
Biological process (GO): regulation of signal transduction; signal transduction; protein phosphorylation
Cellular component (GO): cytoplasm
Molecular function (GO): ATP binding; G protein-coupled receptor kinase activity
Source: RefSeq, a predicted model, not a curated record
AUUUAUCGUACUGUGCAAAAAUAGUACGGAUUUUGUAACUCUGAUUACAAAUUCGACCGGCAAUAUACGACUUUAACACCCGCAUAAUGUAAUGUAUCAUGUAUGAUACCAUGUGUUGAGUCUCUAGCAUUCUUAUGGAUAGUUGAGAUAGUGGUUAUCACCAUUGGAAAAUCGAGUUAAUACCUCACGAAAGAUUUGCUUCCUUUUUGGCUAGCGUGAGGACGUACGACGACGUACGGCUAGCUACGGGACCACCACACCCAGAGAAAUUGUGACGGCUCACGCACGGCCGACCGACUAGCCAGCACACUGACCGAGGACUAUCGCGCCCCAGGCGUAGGGGACUUAUGUUAUGGAGUUAGAAAAUAUUGUGGCCAACACUGUUUAUUUGAAAGCACGUGAAGGUGGAGGAGGUAAAAGGAAGGGACGGAGCAAGAAGUGGAAGCAAAUUCUUAAAUUCCCUCAUAUUUCAUUGUGUCAGGACCUCAGGGAAACUAUAGAUAGAAAUUUUAACAGUAUAUGUGAAGAACAGCCCAUUGGAUGUGCACUAUUCAGAAAUUUUUGUCAUAAAAAUGAGUAUUACCAGAGAGCUAUCAAUUUCUUGGAUGCAGUUAGAGACUAUGAAGUUGCCCAGCCGGAAGACAGACUUGCUCUCUGCAAUGAAAUUUACAGCAAAUACGUCUAUGCAGAUUCUCCUGAGAGGCUACAACAAGUCACAAAUGAACAGACCGAGGCAUGCCAGGAGGCACUCGAAAACUCCCCAAGCAAAGAAAUCUUCACCGAAUGCAGGACAGGGGUGAGAGAAUACCUUAAGGGGGAGCCCUUCACAGAAUUCCAAAACAGUAUGUUCUUUGAUCGGUUAUUACAGUGGAAAUGGUUAGAAAGUCAAGCUGUGACGAAGAAUACUUUCCGGCAGUACAGAGUUUUGGGGAAGGGAGGUUUUGGUGAGGUAUGCGCGUGUCAAGUGAGGGCGACAGGCAAGAUGUAUGCAUGCAAAAAGCUGGAGAAGAAACGGAUUAAGAAGAGGAAGGGGGAAGUGAUGGCACUCAACGAGAAAUUGCUCCUGCAAAAAGUCAACAGCAGAUUCGUUGUCAGCUUAGCCUACGCAUAUGAGACGAAGGACGCCCUCUGUCUGGUCUUGACUAUUAUGAAUGGCGGAGAUCUAAAGUUCCACAUCCAUAAUCUCGGCUCCCCGGGCUUCGAGGAGGAGCGGGCGAGGUUCUACGCCGCUGAGAUCACCUGCGGAUUGGAACAUCUUCAUCAACAUCAUUUUGUGUACAGAGAUAUGAAGCCAGAGAAUAUCUUACUGGAUGACCACGGCCAUGUAAGAAUUUCAGAUCUGGGAUUGGCUGUUGAGAUUCCAGAGGGUGAAUCCAUCCGCGGUAGAGUAGGAACAGUCGGCUACAUGGCCCCUGAGGUGGUGAAGAACGAGAGAUACACCUUCAGUCCUGACUAUUGGGGUCUUGGGUGCAUCAUUUAUGAAAUGAUUGAAGGAAGGGCGCCGUUCCGAGCCAGGAAGGAGAAAGUAAAGAGGGAGGAAGUGGAUCGGAGGGUUAAAGAAGACGAAGAAAAAUACUCACCAAAAUUCAGUGAAGAGGCCAAAGAAAUAUGCAGAAAGUUACUUCAGAAAGACGUUGAUGAUAGACUCGGAUUCAAGAACGGCUCAGCCCAAGAGGUCAAAGACCAACCGUUCUUUGAAACGAUCAACUUAGUAAGACUGGAAGCUGGCAAGGUGGACCCACCAUUUGUGCCCGAUCCGAAAGCAGUGUAUGCCAAAGAUGUUCUGGACAUCGAACAGUUCUCAACGGUCAAGGGGGUCAACUUGGACCAGAACGAUGAUAAAUUCUACAGUAAAUUCAACACAGGCAGUGUUACAAUUCCUUGGCAAAUGGAGAUGGUGGAAACGGAGGUCUACAAGGAGUUAAACUACUUUGGGCCAGACUACACGAGGACUCCAGACCUACUUCUUGAUCAGCCACCUCCACCUCCAAGGGAAGGGUUCUUCAGGAGAAUUUUUAAAUUAAAGUGCCCUUGUUCGUCAUCGGGGGCAGACCAGGAAUAAGACUGCAUCUGGAUUGUGUGUGUGCGACAAGAGGCAAGACAACCAACAAACGGGAAAAUCAACAGCUCGACAAAAAACAUCAUGAGGAGAUUACCUAGACUUAUAACAAGAAGCAACCAAUUACCACUUGACUGAUGAGUACAGAGACGGGUGAUCAUGAUGUACAUCCAAGACGUCUGGAAGACCUUGACUUGUGUUAAAAAAAAAUACCUUAAUAAAUGAAUAAACUGACGUUGAAGUAAGACGCCUUGUAUUGUUAACGACCGAACGAAGAAAGAAGAAGAAAAAAACUAGAAACUUGUAUGUAUAAAAACAAAAAAUCUUUUCCUAAAAAAAAAAAACCAACACCAUAAAAUAUAGUUAUCAAGAGCUAAAAAAAAAAAAACUCACUGAAGAAAAAAUAUUAAAAAAUUUGUUUAGAAACAUAUGUAUGUACAAAGGAAUCUUGCCACAAUGUUUGGUUAUUUGUGUAUUUGAGGCAAAAAUAAAAGGUUUUUGCAUUAAAAAAAAUAUAUAUUUCAUGUGGACAGCAAGUAGUGGAAGUAACUAUAAUGAUUAAUGUUAUAUAUAUGCAUAAUGUACAAGAUUUUAAAAAGGGGGAAACCCCUUUUUUUUCCGAGAUUGUAAUGAGGUCAUAGCUGUAAGAUGUGUAGCUUUGUGGGUUAUUAGAAUGAUGAAUCUAUUGUUCGUUGUCAUCAUUGUCUUCGUCGUUUCUCCGUUUAGAUUCCUUGGAUACCAAUAUUUGCACUGGUCCCCAACUCUUUAUGUACGACUUUUUUUCACCAGAUUUCUACUUGUGAUCUUGGCUGGUACCCCACUGGCCAGCACUGGUUUCUCUUUGUAUCACAAAAAAAAUAAAAAUAUCUAAAACAGUGUAAGUGUUUAUGUUCAGAGGUUUAUAAUACUGGAACAGACGCAAGAUUUUUUUAAAGGAAGCUCUUUAUUGUAAAUGCUAGCAAUUAUAUGUCUAAUACUUCUCCUUUUUAUAGAGUCCUGUCUGCUUUUUAACAUUUCAAGUACAAAACACUAAAAAAAAAACUCUGACGUACAUUGUCAUUUCGGAGUCAGUUUUAGGGGCAGUCAAAUCUGUAAGCCUGACUGAGAACUGAACUGAAAGAGUUCACCCAAGCACAAUCUUAUAACAUGUUCAUCACGUGAUUAGAAAAACACACC